Messenger RNA from Oreochromis aureus, 1142 nucleotides. RefSeq lists its product as uncharacterized. The coding region runs from base 438 to 1142 and encodes 234 amino acids. The transcript has 3 exons. The record is from RefSeq and is a predicted model, not a curated record. NCBI's taxonomy places the organism in Eukaryota, Metazoa, Chordata, Actinopteri, Cichliformes, Cichlidae.
UUUAAUUGGUUUGGCGCAGUUUCCACAAGCAAUUGGUACAUUUUCAAAACUCUUCGUACUUAUAUCGCAACAGAUCAUCAAAAGUGCACCUUUUUCAAACAUUUCAGCAUAUUUCCAAUUGUGUUAGUACAAUACACAUAAUGGCAAAAUAUCCUUUUCACUACACAAAAUAAGUGUUUCAUCUAAAUAAAUGUUUCGUUCACAGUUACUGCCUUUCAUAAUGUUAUCCCUAUAAAAUUUUUGAUUUGCAUCUCUUAUCAUUCAGUUUAAUACAUUUGUCUGUCAUUCAAUUCAACUGAUCUUAAUGUUUAAUCAAUGAAUCAUUCAUUAUGUCCAUGGAUUUUCAACUUGACUGAUUGUUGUCUGGUCAUUUGUAAGUUACACAUUGCUGCAAGAGCUUUCAAUCUAGAAAUACUAAUUGCUAAUUGUUUCCCCUGAUGAUCACAAUUAGUUACCAUAUAAGUAGAACUGUGUUUGAGACUUUGCACUGUUCAAAUAUGGAGCAGGAUAGACUCGUAGGGAGAGGAAACCUUCAUCGAAGAGGUGGUGGUGCUCCUCGACAGAGAGGUGGGCACAGACAAAGAGGAAGAGGUGGUGGUGCUCCUCGACAGAGAGGUGGGCACAGACAAAGAGGAAGAGGUGGUGGUGCUCAACGCACCAUCAUCUCUAAUGAAGUCCGGGCCAUCAUUGUUGACCAUGUGGUUAACAGAGGCUUUACCAUGGCUGAGGCUGCCAGGUUGGUACAGCCUAAUUUACAAAGGUCAACUGUCAGCUCUAUCAUCCAAACUUUUCGCCAAGAAAACCGAAUUAACAGGAGACAACCUGGUGGUGGUCGCCCACGUGUUUUGACUGACCAGCAGGAGUUGGCUGUGGUGGAAAUGGUCAGGGCAAGGAAUGACAUACGGCUGUCUGAAAUCAAACAGGCUAUUGAGAACAGCAAUGACACCUUUGCCAAUGUGCCAUCAAUUAGCCUUCCAACGAUUGCCCGGCUUUUGAAGAAGCACCAAGUUUCCAUGAAACAAAUUUACUUGGUUCCUUUUGAGAGGAACAAUGUCCGGGUGAAACAACUGCGUUCAGAAUAUAUUCAGAGGGUGAUGGAGCUGGACGCUGCUGUGAAUCAUCACAAGUAUAUUUUUCGUUGA